AUGCAAGUUGCUCAAUACAACAAGAUAACCACAGCUGCAGCUACAGACUACGCGGGCGUGUACUUCGAUGGUUUGUACAGCGAUUGCUGGAGUUUACUGAAGGCAGGUUACAGUGUGACCGGUAUGUAUACGAUAUUCCCCGCGGGAUUUGCAGAUGGUCUGAAGGUGUACUGCGACAUGGAGACCGACGGUGGAGGCUGGCUUGUCAUUCAGAGGCGUCAGGAUGGCAGUGUCGACUUCUACCGCGGCUGGGCUGACUACCGCGUGGGCUUUGGUGAGUUGGCUGGUGAGUUUUGGCUCGGCAACGACAACUUGCGCACCUUGAGUAAUUCUACUGGAUCUUGGGAUCUUCGAAUCGAUUUAGAGGACUGGGAUGGCAACACAACCUGGGCCGAGUACGGAGGUUUUCAAAUCUCUGGACAGGAUUUUCUUCUGAGUUUUGGUUCGUUCAAUGCGGACAACGAGUCAUGCGACAGCUUGCGCACCUUAAGUAAUUCUGAUGGAUCUUGGGAUCUAAGAGUCCAUCUGGAGGAAUGUGGUGGCAACACAGCCUGGGCCGAGUGA
Messenger RNA from Patiria miniata (bat star), 564 nucleotides. Its product is annotated as ficolin-3-like. NCBI's taxonomy places the organism in Eukaryota, Metazoa, Echinodermata, Asteroidea, Valvatida, Asterinidae. The record is from RefSeq and is a predicted model, not a curated record. The transcript has 3 exons. Bases 1 to 564 code for a protein of 187 amino acids.